Frieseomelitta varia is the source of this 1136-nucleotide messenger RNA. Its product is annotated as WD repeat-containing protein 61. The transcript is spliced from 8 exons. NCBI's taxonomy places the organism in Eukaryota, Metazoa, Arthropoda, Insecta, Hymenoptera, Apidae. The record is from RefSeq and is a predicted model, not a curated record. The coding region runs from base 139 to 1119 and encodes 326 amino acids. Gene Ontology annotation, molecular function: protein binding. Gene Ontology annotation, cellular component: Cdc73/Paf1 complex.
AUUACGUUACAUGUGCCUGUGUUUAUAAAUAUAUAUACAUAUCUGGAGAACGCCGAAACCAAUUCUGACUAACACUAAUUUCGUGUUAGAUCAAAAUCAUUUUAAACAACAUCUGGAAGAUAGUACACGUUUUCUAGAAUGUAUUCGUUACUUAAUAAGACUGAGAACGCACACGAAGAUAGUAUUUGGACCUGUGCUUGGGGCUGUUUGAAAAAGAAGAGGGAAUUACAACCGGAUAAUGAAGAUUCACGUGAAUCGAUACAGUUUAACGAGGAUGAAACAAUGGAAUAUUUGGUAACUGGCUCGGUCGACGAUGCUGUUAAAGUUUGGGAACAAAAGGAAAAAAGUUUACAAUUAAAAUAUAAGUUGUCUGGACAUUCGCUUGGUGUAGUAUCUGUUGCUGUAAAUUCAGAUGGCUCCAAAUGUGCAUCAAGCUCGUUAGACUCUAGCUUAAAGUUAUGGGAUUUGGAAACUGGAGAGAAAAUGUCAAGUAUUGAAGUAGGCCCUGUAGAUAUCUGGACGGUAGUAUUUUCUCCGGAUGAUAAGUUCAUUGUAUCUGGUAGUCAUUCUGGUAAAAUACAUUUGUAUGGAACGGAAAGUGGUAAACAGGAACAAACUUUGGAUACUGGGGGGAAAUUUAUAUUGAGCAUUGCCUAUAGUCCUGAUGGUAAAUACAUUGUUAGUGGUGCAAUUGAUGGAAUUAUCAAUAUCUUUGAUGUUACUUAUGGAAAGAUGUUGCGUGCGUUGGAAGGACAUGCAAUGCCUAUUAGGUCACUUUGUUUUUCACCAGAUUCUCAGUUAUUUCUAACUGCGUCAGAUGAUGGACACAUGAAAUUGUACGAUAUGAAAGAUCCUAAUGUAGCAGGAACUAUGUCAGGUCAUGCUUCGUGGGUACUUGGUGUUGCUUUUUCUCCAAAUGGUCAACAAUUUGCAUCUAGUAGUUCGGAUCAUACAGUUAAAGUGUGGGACCUAGCUCAAAGACAAUGUUUACAUACAUUUAACGAACACAACGAUCAGGUAUGGGCUGUAAAGUACAAUCCACAAAGGAAUAACAUAAUUGCAUCAGUAUCUGAAGACAAAUCCAUUAAUCUUUAUGAAUGUCCAUUGUAUGAUAAAUAAAUUUUUAUAAUUAUGAA